AAUACACAAUAGCGCUUGGACGUCUGCACUUUCGUGAAUUUCACUUACUGUUUCGGUCUUGUGUUGAGUUCGAAUUCCCUCGUGUCAAUCCAGUGGUUUUCGGGUAAAUGUAUUUUAAACAGUCCAUCGAAUUAUUGUGUUUUGGUGAUUCAGACUUCAGAACUUUAAGCUGCAAUUCUGAACCCUCUUAAUUUACCGGUAAUUAUUUUUAACUGGUAUAAACUGACUGAAAAUGAGAUUCUUCCCAUCAAUUCUAUUGAUCGUCGCGAUCUUCAUCCUCUCUGACUAUGUACGAUGGAGUACGGCGUGCACUUGGUGCCAAGGUGAAGAAUGUAACGCACCCCCUCCACAAUACCCCUGCCCUUACGGAGAAUACACGAACAGGUGCAGAAGGAGGGAAUGCUUGAAAGGACCUGGAGAGAAAUGUGGAGGACCAAUUCGUAACUCCUUCGGAGACUGUGCAACCGGUCUGUUUUGCUCUAGCGAAGGAAGGUGCUACGGAUGCUUCUUGGGCAAUCUUGAGUGCUACCCUCCUCAACCAAACAAGAAUGUUAAUCAGUAUUAAAAAAGGCCAAAUAGACCUAACCAAUCUGGCUGCUCUCAUUACCUCAGAACGAUGAUUCUCACAUUCAGUUCGCCUGGUUGUAUAUAAUCAAUUAUUUAUUUCCAUUAUGUAUUUAUAAUCACAAAGACUCAUGACGAAUAAAUCUGUAAUAUUAUA
This is a messenger RNA of Harmonia axyridis, 721 nucleotides long. Its product is annotated as neuroparsin-A-like. Bases 233 to 565 code for a protein of 110 amino acids. The transcript is spliced from 3 exons. Lineage: Eukaryota; Metazoa; Arthropoda; Insecta; Coleoptera; Coccinellidae. The record is from RefSeq and is a predicted model, not a curated record.